Messenger RNA from Octopus bimaculoides (California two-spot octopus), 3955 nucleotides. RefSeq lists its product as uncharacterized. Gene Ontology annotation, molecular function: RNA polymerase II transcription regulatory region sequence-specific DNA binding; DNA-binding transcription factor activity, RNA polymerase II-specific; protein dimerization activity. The record is from RefSeq and is a predicted model, not a curated record. Lineage: Eukaryota; Metazoa; Mollusca; Cephalopoda; Octopoda; Octopodidae. Gene Ontology annotation, biological process: regulation of transcription by RNA polymerase II; developmental process.
CGUACGGCAUGGGUGCCUGAUACCAACACAUCACCGCCACUCCCCCUUUUCGUUGACCACCAACCCACCCACCAACCCCUUUAUUCAUUCACCCAUUGGAUAUUACUUGAUUUGGGGAUCCGGAAAACAAGUCUCCCUACGCUUUUUUUUUUUUUACUCGUUUUUUUUUUUUAUUUCUUAUUUUGUUCCUUAUUAAAAAAGGGUGUUGACCGCUUAUUUCAUUCAUUCGAUGCCAAACACUCUUCUAAGGGGGUCUCCCUUCCUGGUAGAAAUAGCAGCUAAAUCACCCUCGUAUAUUCCGCAAAGUACAUUUUAUCAUCUAUUUGAAAAUUAACUCUGGAUAUUAUAAUCUUAGUAGAAAAUUCCUGAACAAAUACUAACAGCUAAAAGUCGUGUUGGUCAUGGCUGGAAGGCAUUAAAAAAGUCUGUCCAGUGUAGCCAUAUAAGAAUAUGAACAACGACAUCAGCAUCAACAACAGCGUCAUCAACAAGAUCUGCAGCAAGCACAACAACAACAACAAUCACCACCACCACCAACAACAACAGCAGCAUCAUCAUCAACAACAUUGACAACGGUAACAACAACAGCUGCAACAACAAUAUUAGGUACAGCAGCAACAGCAGCAGCAGCAGCAGAAGUGACAACGACAUCAACAACAACAACAGCGCUAGUAGCAACGACAACAACAAAAAUACAAAAACUGGAAUUCCAAGUCCAUUUCUAAUUUCGGUAAAUUCUACAACAUUUGUAGAAUCGGAUAAUUCGUGGUACACCCCACACCACCCUUACAACACCCGCCGUGACUUCACACCACAUCACGUCACUCGACACUUCACCGGACCAACAUCACGUCACGCUGCGGCACACUACGGCACAUCCGCCUCAGUCACAUCCACCGAGGACUUGUCAUUCGGAUUGACUCAAAGGAAUUUCCAGGAGCUACCCUGAAUGUUUACUUUGCAAUUAAGCGUACCCUUGUAGCAGUAAACCGGAUAUGCAGAUCAGUUCCGGUUAUGGAACCUCCGGUAUCAUUGGCGUAACUUCCAUCGACGAGAACGACAGCAAUAUCAAUAAUAAUAAUAAUAAUAAUAAUAAUAACAUCAACGGUGCAAUUAAUAGUAACAACAACGACAAGAGGAACAACAACAACAAUAAUAAUAAUAGUUCUACGAUGCCGUCUGCAGAGGCGCCCCUGAGUAAUAAUGACAAUGAACCGGACGUUGCUUCUGGAAGCGGCACACUAACACCAACAGAAUGGUUGUGGAGUACUUCGAACUGCCUUCACACGCGCCUGGAUAACCAGCUUCCGAGUCAUCAUGAUCAUCAUCAUCAUCAUCCUCAUCACCAGCAGCAACAACAACAGCAGCAGCAGCAAGCCCACACGCAGCAAACGCAGCAUCACUUACAUCCAACUCUACUCAAUGCUUCUCCUCACCCUUCUGCUCCUCCUCCUCCCCCUCCGGCACAUCCUGUUACCCUUACUCAUAAUCAUCAUCAUAAUCAUCAUCAUCAUCAUCAACAGCAACAACAGCAACAGCAGCAACAGCCUCAGCACCAGGAAAUGACGAGUGGCUCCAUUCUGUAUCCAGUGUCCACUGCUACCUUCCACGCCCAGGCUGGAGUCUAUGGUCAACAGAAACAACAGCAGCAGCAUCAGUCACACCAGGGACAAGAUCAGCAACAGCAUAACCGCCACCACAACCCACAACACCAACAACAACAACAACACACUGAAGAUCAACAACAACAACAACAACCCCCGUUACUUACGUCUUCUGAACAUCACCAGCAACAACAACAGCAACAUAGCAUUCACCUUCACCAUCAGAUGCAGCAACAGCAGCAACAGCAGCAGCAUCAACACCAGCAGCAGCAACAUCAUCUCCAACAACAACAACAACAGCAGCAACACCAUCACCACCACCACCAUCUCCUUCUGCAUCCUCUCACCGCAGCCCACGCCGUCCGCCAUUCUGAAUCAAUGGUUAAUGCGGCACAAUACAACGCCGCGUCGGUGGCGGCGGCGGCGGCAGCAGCUGCUGCGGCGGCUGUAGCGGCAGCGGCUGCCGCAGCCACUGGGGUCGGCGUCAACGGCAGCGGUGGUUCAUCAUCAGCGGCACACAACGUUAUUUUUAAUGGUGGAAGCAAACCGAAGCGGCGACGCAUACCGACGGUGGCACAGAGGCGUGCCGCCAACAUCCGUGAACGGCGUCGGAUGUUUAAUUUGAACGAAGCAUUUGAUACAUUGCGAAAGCGAGUGCCAACGUUCGCCUACGAGAAGAGGUUGUCCCGUAUUGAGACUCUGCGUUUGGCCAUUACAUACAUCUCUUUCAUGACCGAUGUUGUCACUGACAAGGAGUCAGCUGGUGGCACAAAGGUCCGGAGUGUAAAAACUUUGAGCUGGGAGAAUUUACAGACAAUCGCUUCGGAUUUCCAUCAUUUACACGGCAAAGGUUAGACUGCAUGAUGACGGAUAUAUGCAUAAAAUCGAAUAAAAAUAGUCCUGUGGGCGUUGUACCGCUAAUCAUUUCAUAAACGCAUGUUCCCGAUGGCAGACACAUACGUAUACGUUCAAACUCGCAUACGGAAGCUAGAUGUAAAUACACAGUGAUUAGAUUCUUACUACUCCAAGGGUAUUUGUAAUUUUCUGUGUUUGCAUUUUCACCUCACAAGAAACGGAGAUAAAUGACACUCACACGUCACAUUCGUUAGGCAGACAUUGGUAAGGUGUGAUACCUGCCAAUUUGCGUCGUCAGUGAAAGAAGCGUCUCGCAUGGAAUAAAUCAUACUUUCGAGUAGGUGCAUACAUACAGUGCACAAACAUGACCAUACAUAUGUAUGCAUGUAUCUUUAUGAGUACAUACAUAUGUAUAUUUAAGAAGAUGGAAUCAACAGGUUUUAUUACAAAUUAGUACAGUUGUUUCGACGCAUCAAUAUCAACUGGUAAUUACCGGAAAUUACAAAUAAUAAACACAUUAUUGCAUUAGUAUCAUCCAACAAUAACUGUAUACAUGCACGUCUUCAGGUGAGUAGAGUAAAUAGAUAUAUGUGCACACACACACACACACACACACAUAUAUAAGUACUAUUAUUACAGUCGCAUUUCGCUGUUGGCUGCGAAUGAAUCUGCGAUGUUUCUGCAUUCCUCAAACUAAGUAAAUUGUUGUUAAAAAACUGAAAAGGACUCAGCUUUGAGGGGCCUAACAAACUUUUGCAUCAUUGCACUUCGAGGACACAAUUUUUGUGUAUAUAUAAAGACACAGACAUACAUCCAUGCACGCAAUGUUUAUUGUAAAAGACUUACAACAAUCGUUAUAUAUUUACACACACACACACAUACACACACACACACACACACACACACACACGCACACAUACACACACACACACACACACGUUUUGUGUGUGUCUGUGUGUUAAGACGGUGAGUUGGCAUAACCGCUAGCACGCCGGCCAAAAUGCUCAGCGGCAUUUCGUCUGUUUUUACAUUCUGAGAUCAAAUUCUGACGAUGUCGAUCCUUUCGGGAUCGAUAAAAUAAAAACCGCAGCCAAAUAAUGGUGAUCGAUCUAAUCGACUUCCCUUGCCCUCAAUAACUGAUGACCUUUAGCCAAAAAUACGAAGUCAUUAAAACACACACAUAUACAUAAGGAAUUUUUGGCGGCUCUUCAGCGUUUAACAUAUAGGGUGUAUAGCUUGUGUGUUGCAGAAUGUACUUUUGAAGGAAUUAUCUCUGACAGAAAUCCCGUGACUGAAGAAUAUCUUGGUGGAAGAAAAACUAGACAGAAUAAGAAAUAAAGAGAAACAGCAGACGUUUUGUUAAGCGUCAUUCUUUUCUUUAACAAUGAGUAUAUAAUACAUAAGUUUUUUGUAUCUUUAACUCUGUUCGUCUGCCAUCUUUUUCUUUCAAUGUCUGUUUUCAUUUGGAAUAUUUAAAAACUCAUAUUAUACAGUUA